GAGAGCGGGAGAGAGGUUAUCGUGAGUGUUGGUGGUUGUACAAACUCCAGUCUUCUUCCUUCCUGCUUGUCCUGGCCGGUCAGACAUGUGGAACUGAUUGGGCAUCUCGCAGGGGAGUCUGAUAGAUGUGGGAGAUAUCAACUGACCAGGUUUUCUCUGUGUGUGUGAAGAGAGUGUGUUGCCCUGGCCCCUGGAUGGAAUAAGCUAUCAAGUUAGGCUACCCACAACUAGGGUUGGACUUCUACCUCAUGUACGGGCAAGUACUCACUUCUAGCGUGCCAAUAUGAUGAACGGGAUAAUCACAAAGUGGAGGCGGCGGAGUAUCGCGGUGCCCUGCGAAACAGAGAACCACAAGAAUGACGAUCCGGACGCGAUUCUGGAGGAGUUUCUCCCUGACGUGGCCAAAGUUAUCCGUGAGAUGGAACUGUCCCUGCUGGAAUGGGCCAAGCCCAAGCUGGUGGAGCCCAUAGAUUACGAGACGUUUGUUAUCCAGAAGAAGACACAGAUCCACCAUGAUCCUCAGCGGGACAUGCUCUACUUCCCUCAUGAUGACAUCUCGUCCUCUGUCCAGCCCAGGGAGUACAGGACAGUCAGGUCAUCAGUCCCGCCAAAUGCUGCCAAGGAAGCCAAAAGUCUGCUUGUCAAAGAGGGUAUUAGUUUUUAUACAACUAGUUGGAGCCAGUUGCACUACAAAUAUGAGGACUAUGGUGGCAGUUAUCAUCACUUACCACGAAGUGACAGGUCUGGGGACCUCCCACCACAGGUUUAUGAGUUGGAUGAGGCGGACAAAACAGAUGAGGAGAUGUCCAUUCUGUAUGAAGGUGCAGAAAGCAUCACUAAACAGGGUUUCCUGUACAAGGCACCUCUUAACAGCGAGGGCAGUAUCAUCACCAGUAUGAGGUCCUUUAAGAGGCGGUUCUUCCACCUAAAGCAACUUCCGGACAAAUCAUAUGUCUUGGACUACUACAAGGAUGAGAAGGCCAAGGAAGCAAAGGGAACAAUCUAUCUGGACUCCUGUACAGGGGUGGUCAAGAAUUCCAAGAGCCGUAAGUUUGGUUUCGAGGUGCGGAUGCAGGAUGGGAGCUACUACUACCUGGCGGGGGAGGGGGAGGCUGAGAUGGACGAGUGGGUGUCGGCCAUCAACAAGGUCGUACAGAGUAACAUCGAGGCACAGAUCAGGCAGGGCGACGAAGGAGAGAUGAACGACACUCUGCCUUCACCCAGCAAGUCUGAGAGCCUGAGAGAAAGCCUGGAGAACAGCAUGCACCCUGAACUCAUGAAGUAUGCCAGGGAGUCAGACAACCUGAUCGCCAUCAAGAGGAAGGAGAACAGACAGAAGCUGCUGGAUGUGUACCCAGAGAUGCAGAUGAGAGAAUCUGGUCGGAGCCUGCAGAAGGAGGAUGACCGUGUGUAUGAGGAACAGUUUGGCAUCAGGUUCCUGGUCAGGUGUGAGGAGCUCAGGUUCAGACUGGCUGCAAACAUCGCAGAGGAGGAAAAUGGACCCGUCACCAACGUCGAGCCUUUCUUCACCACCCUGUCCCUCUACGACGCCAAAGAGAACAAGAAGAUCUCGGAAGACUUUCACUUUGACAUCAACGACGUGAAAGUUCGGCAGAUGUUGGUGCGAGGGAAGGAUGCGGAAAACAUUCCAAAUGGCCACAGUAACGGUGAUGCACAGCUACGACACGGGAAGUUCACCCCGUACCUUGGCAAGCUGAAGGAGGAAUGGUUGCAAUAUCCUCAUCAGGGUCUUUUUUCAGUCACCAAUCCCCACCCAGACAUCUACCUUGUGUUGAGAAUAGAGAAAGUUCUGCAGGGACACAUCAACAACUGUGUGGAGCCGUACCUGAAGGGAGGCGAGAACUGCAAGGUGUCCCAAAAGGCUGUAAGACAGGCUAAACAUUUCUGCAGCAGACUGGGACAGUACAGGAUGCCUUUUGGAUGGGCAGCAAGGCCAGUGUUCAAGAGUUCGUCAGGAGAACUUGACACUGAGGCAGACUUCACCCCCAUCUUCAAACAGGAGAGUCAGAAGCUGUCUGAUGAGGACAUGUUCAAACAUCUGGCUGAUAUCAAAAGACCAGAGAAAAUGUCCAAACUUCAGCCAAUUCCAGCCAGCCUGAGGGUAGCAGUAGAAGCUGUCCAGUCACAGUUGCCAGGCUGUGUGACAUCGUCCCUGGUCCCUGUCCGGCCAUUCCCAGACUCUCCGUCUCACAUCAUUCGGGAAAUCGAGGAGUUUCUACCAGAAGAUGCCUCUGUCCUGCAACCCUUCACUUCCUACAAGAACAACCUGUACAUAUAUCCUCUCAUACUCAAGUUUGACAACCAGAAAACAUUUGCCAAGGCCCGUAACAUAGCCUGCUGUGUAGAGUUUAGGGACUCUGAUGAUGAAGAUGCAUUACCUUUAAAGUGUAUCUACAGCAGGCCAGGGUGCCCUGUGUUCACCACAAGUGCCAAUGCUGCUGUGCUGCACCACAACACAACACCUGACUUCUAUGAAGAGGUGAAAAUCGCCUUACCCACCCAGCUGCAGGACAGACACCAUCUCCUCUUCACCUUCUACCAUGUCAGCUGUGACCAGUCUGUUAAGGGCUCAACCAAGAAGAAAGACAACGUGGAGACUGUUGUUGGGUAUGCCUGGCUACCUAUUCUGAAGGAUGGAAAAAUCAACCUCCAGGAUGAAGAAUCCCUGCCCAUUUCUGCCCACCUCCCUCCUGGCUACCUUACACACAAGCCACUGGGCAUGGGGAAGAUUGCAGGACCGGAGAUCAAGUGGGUGGAUGGAGGCAAGAAGCUCUUCACCCUGUCCACAAGGCUGGCAUCCUCCAUAUACUCCAAGGACAUGCACAUGAACAACUUCUACUCCCACUGUGAGAAGGUAGACUCCAACAGUGGUGGCAGUGACUUGGACAUGUGCAAAUAUCUAAAGUCCCUCCAUGCAGCAGAUGAGUGCACAGUGGUCCAUUUCCUGCCUGUACUGUUGAACCAACUCUUCAGAGUCUUGGUCAAGACUAACAGUGAAGAUGUGGCCACCAAUGCUACCAGAGUGCUGGUCCACGUUGUGUCCAAGAUGCAUGAAAAUGGACACCAAAAGUUGUUGCAGUCAUAUGUCAAGAAUGUGUUUGUGACAGAACCAGUGACAGCAUCCAAACCCAAGACAGUCCACGAGGAGCUGGCCAAGAACAUGAACAUCCUCCUGAGACCCUCCUCGGACUUUCUUGUCAUCCACAAGCUCAUGAAUCAUGCUUGGUUCUUCUUUGAAAUCAUUGUUAAGAGUAUGGGGCAACAUCUCAUCACCAUGAACAGAUUACAGGUGAGCAGACAUUCUCGGUUCCCUGCGUCCUACCAGUUUGCCAUCCAGAGCCUGCUGCAGACCCUCAUGCCCCACAUCACACAGAAGCACAAGGAGAACGCCCUGGAGGUCGGCAACGCCAACCGCAGCCUCGCAAACUUCAUCAAGAGGUGCUUCACCUACAUGGACCGAGGCUUUGUCUUUAAACUCAUCAACUCAUAUCUGGACCACUUCAAUCCCUCAGACCCAAAGAAGUGGCAGUUAGCACCUGUGGCGCUUUUUGAGCUGAAGUUUGAGUUUCUGAAGAUCGUGUGCAGUCACGAACACUACAUUCCCCUUAACCUGCCUCUACAGAGGAAGGGCUACAUGCACAGGUUCCAAGACCAGCAGCAGGAGUUCUCGCUGACAGAUGACUACUGUAAGCACCACUUCCUGGUAGGUUUACUCCUGCGAGAGGUCAGCGCCGCCCUGCACCAGCCGAAGGAUGUACGACAGUUUGCUGUCUCAACUCUACGCGACCUGCUCGCAAAACACUCUUUCGACGACAGAUAUCAGUCCAAGGCUCACCAGGCCAGAAUAGCCAGCCUGUACCUGCCCUUCCUGAGCAUCAUCCUGGAGAACGUGCAGCGCCUGAACGUGCUGGACCCCUCCCCGCACACCCCCACCCCCUCCUCCACCGCAUCUUCCACCUUCACGCGCUCCACACACAUCUCUAACGACAAUCUGGCCAAUGAGAGCCACCACACGCCGCUGCCCACGCGGUCCACAUCCGUGGACAUGAACGGGAUGAAGGGAUCGCUGACGCGAGACACUGUUAGUUCUAGUGUCUGGGCUCAAAUAGCAGGGACUCCCAGUGGAAAUAUCUCGUCCCCGAUGCCGCUGAAGUUGGACACGAAACAACGGGCAGACUCCAACUCUUCCCUCAGCACCGAGGCCAGUAACGGGUCCCUGCCCAACAUGCUGGAGAGGAGGGACAGCGAGAGGCUGAAGGGAGGAAAUACUGCUCCUGGGCACUUCAGGAGUGCCUCGGCUGCAGGAACCUUCCUCAGACAUGACAAGUUAGAUGAGGGAGAGAUCAAAGACCUUCUAGUCUGUCUGCUCUUCAUCCUCAAGAACCUCAAUGAGGGGAAGUCAUUUUCUAAUGUUCCCCCAGAGAUCCUGCAUGCCUGGUGGCACCAGGCCUCCGAGUCAGACCACAUGGAGUUCUUCACCAUCCUGGAGAUUUGUCUGCACCAGUUCCGGUAUCUCGGCAAGAAGUACAUUGCUUCAAGAGAGUUUAUGGAGGGGGGCAGCAGUAGAAGCCUCAAGGUCAUGACCCUUCCCAUCCGCAGGCUGGCACCUUCUACCAUCGGCCACAGGAGCAGUGCACACGACAUGUCAGGAUACCCGUUCAUGCAAGAUCCAGAGACAGUCCAUCGAGCUCUGUUGGAGGCUAAUAUGGGAACAGAGGUCGGACUCACAGUCUUGGACCUGUUGGCUCUGUACACUCAACAGUACAAGGAGCAGCUGCUGGUGAGAGAUGGAGACAAUAUCAGGAUGAAGAGGGUGUUUGACCUCUACAUGUCAUUUCUGCAAGGCAGCCAGUCAGAGACCCUCCUCAGGCAUGUCUUUGCAUGUCUGCGGUCCUUCAUCAACAAGUUCCCACGUGCCCUGUUCAGUGGCAGUGCUAAGCUGUGUGGUGCCUUAUGCUACCAGAUCCUGAAAUGCUGCAACUCGAAGCUGCAGUCCACGCGGAGCGAAGCGUGCGGGCUCCUCUACCUGCUCAUGAGGAGUAACUACGAACACACCAAGCGCAGAGGAUUCACUAGGGUUCAUCUGCAAGUCAUCAUCAACGUGUCCCAGUUGAUCAGUGAUGUGAUAGGCCUUAGUGGAUCCCGCUUCAAGGACUCGCUCUCCAUCAUCAACAACUAUGCCAACAGUGACCGCAGUAUGAUGUGUUCCAACUUCCCCGUGGACGUAAAGGACCUCACCAAGCGUAUCCGUACGGUCCUGAUGGCCACGGCUCAGAUGAAGGAACAUGAGAACGACCCUGAGAUGCUGGUGGACCUGCAGUACAGCCUGGCCAAGUCCUAUGCAAGCAACCUGGAGCUGAGGAAAACAUGGCUAGAGAGCAUGGCCAGGAUACACAACAAGAAUGGGGACUAUUCAGAGGCUGCCAUGUGCUACAUCCAUGUUGCAGCGUUAGUAGCAGAAUACCUGAAGAGAAAAGACGACAAAUCCGACAACAAUACAAGAACGUACAUUAAAGGAGUGUACCCAAAGGGCUGUGCAGCUUUUAGGAUCAUCUCUCCCAAUAUAGAGGCAGAAGAAUCGGCUAUUAAAGACGACUCAGGGAUUGAGGAUGUCCACUACACAGAGGACACGCUGGUAGAACUGUUGGAGAGGUGUGCCCAGGCCCUGGAGAAGGCAGAGAGAUACGAGGUUCUGGGGGAAGUCUACAAACUCAUCAUCCCCAUCUACGAGAAGAGGAGGGAGUUUCAGAGACUUGCAGAUGCGUACAGACAUCUGACACAGUCAUACGAGAAGGUGGUCACGGUCAUGCAGUCAGGCAGGAGGCUGCUGGGAACGUACUUCCGGGUUGCUUUCUAUGGACAGCAAUGGCAGGAGUUUCUGGUAGGUCCCAGCCCAAGCCUCAGCCAGAGUAUGAGGAAUAAUGGAUUCUUUGAGGAGGAAGAUGGCAGGGAGUACAUCUACAAGGAGCCGAAGGUGACAUCUCUGUCUGAGAUAAACCAGAGACUGGAGAGGCUGUACAGCGACAAGUUUGGAGUCGGCAAUGUCAAGAUGAUUAAAGAGUCUGGAAAGGUAAAGGCUAAGGACCUGGACCCCAAGUAUGCCUACAUCCAGGUGACCUACUGUGAGCCUUACUUUGAUGAGAAGGAACUGGAGGAGAGAAGAACAGACUUUGAGAAGAACAACACCAUCCGUCGCUUUGUGUUUGAGACCCCCUUCACACAGAGUGGGAAAGCCCACGGUGCCUUAGAGGAACAGCACAAGAGGAGAACAAUACUCACCACGUCCCACUCGUUCCCAUACGUGAAGAAGCGAGUUCUGGUGGUGUACCACAAGACCCAGGAGCUGAAGCCUGUAGAGGUGGCUGUGGAUGAGAUGCAGCAGAAGACUGCCGAGCUGCGGGAGUUGGUAACACGAGACCCGCCCGACAUGAAGAAACUCCAGCUCAAGCUGCAGGGGAGUGUCAGCGUGCAGGUGAAUGCUGGUCCUGUUGCAUAUGCCAGUACUUUCUUAGACACUGCCAACAUCAAGAAGUACCAGAAGAUACAGGUGGAGAUGCUGAAGGAGGUUUUCAGGCAGUUCAUAUGUGUUUGUGGGGAGGCCCUGAGCCUGAAUGCCCAGCUGAUUAAGACUGACCAGCUGGAGUACCACGAGGGACUAAAGAACGACUAUAAGAGCAUGGUGGCCAAACUGGAGGAUAUCAUGCAUGAACAGUUGCUGCCCAAGGAUCCCGACAGUGUAUCUACUGUCAGCCGGUCGUCUCUGCAUGUGUUCUCAGCUAUCAGUGGAACUCCAACCUCCACCUCCCUGGCUGGGAUCUCAAGUGGAGCCUCCACUGUGUAGGGAGGGCGCAUGUCGGAAUGGGGAGGGGGGCAUUUACAUAUCCUUAAGCUAUCUCAAAGUCAGUGGUGCCAUGGUAGAAAAGAGCACCUAUUCCCAAACUUUACAUACAGUAGCUUGGUCUUAUGUUUGUUAUGGGUAGGUAGACACAGAGUCAGUUGAUACAUAUCCCAUGUUUAGAGGAAGAACUUGGUACUAUGAGAGAAAGCUUGAGAAGUGUGUAUUCUACACUGUACAUAAGUAGGGGAGGGGGGCAGGCACCCUGUGUUUAGUUAAAGGCUGCCAACAUGUAAUUAUGCACAAAGAAAUGUAUUUAACGGUGCUACGUGAACAUGACUUCCAGCUAUAUCAAAUGUAGUUUGCUGUUAAUUUUGUUUUCAGUGGAAUUACAUUGCUGUUUCAGAAGAUUGCACUGUUGAGUUUCUUGUUUUUCUGAGACCAGUUGUCUUUUUAUGCAGUGAUAUUGAAUUUACUUCACUGUUUUAUGUUGCCUGCAUUUUAUUUCUUGACAUCUAUUUGUGACUGAGAAAUGAUGUUUGAUGACUGCAAUGUUCUUGAGUCCUACCCUGCACCAACAUGUGUUAACAGCAAAUAGAUAGCUUUUCAAAUGUAUGUUAAAAGUAUAUACUACAUUCUUUUGGAACAUAGCAUAUUUUAGAACUGUACAGAUUAUACAGUCACAGUCGCAAGUAGUGCUGCACAUGUAGAUUCACACAUCUGAUGUUGCAUGUCUGAAGAAAAAUCCAACUUGUAAAAUCUGCACACACCAGUAAGCAAAACUGUAACUGUAUAUAGUACCAGGUAUUCUUCUGAUGCUUUUCAUACUGACAUGCAUGUUUGUUUACAAGACUGU
Branchiostoma belcheri (Belcher's lancelet) is the source of this 7712-nucleotide messenger RNA. RefSeq names its product dedicator of cytokinesis protein 9-like. Gene Ontology annotation, molecular function: guanyl-nucleotide exchange factor activity. Bases 284 to 6862 code for a protein of 2192 amino acids. NCBI's taxonomy places the organism in Eukaryota, Metazoa, Chordata, Leptocardii, Amphioxiformes, Branchiostomatidae. Gene Ontology annotation, biological process: small GTPase-mediated signal transduction; positive regulation of GTPase activity. The record is from RefSeq and is a predicted model, not a curated record. The transcript is spliced from 58 exons.